UACAGUAUGGUAGCAAGCGUGGAGUGGACGUAUCUUUUUUUUUUCUAAUAACGUCACUUGUUUCGAAUUUUUUUAAAAAGUGAAUGGAAGUUGCUUACAGUUUUCAGUUGAGCUGUGUCGUAAGAAGAUACUUUACGACGGCAGUGACGUAAACGGAGUGUGAGUUGAAGCUACCGCGAAACUGUUUCGCUUGAGUCCACACAUUUACUGCAACGUUUUGUUUUACUUUUUAAUCGAGAAAGCCAAUAAUGUUGUCUUAAGCCUGAUUUUAAAUCUACUGCCAGUAAUGGAUGAGAGUGACCCACAGAAAUCUGACUGUGACACAAGAUGGUCGCAGCAACUGUCAGGACUUCCUCCCAAGCUUCUGCAACGCCUGAUGCCUUUUCAAAGGGAGGGAGUGGAGUUCGCUUUGUCUAAGAAUGGACGAUGUAUGAUUGCCGAUGAGAUGGGCUUGGGGAAGACGGUCCAGGCCAUCGCAGUGGCGUGCGCUUACAGAGCGGAGUGGCCCCUCCUGGUGGUGGUGCCCUCCUCUCUCAAAUAUCCCUGGAUCGAGGAGCUGGAGAGGUGGAUCCCAGAGCUGCAGCCCGGAGACGUCAGCUUGGUGGAGAGCAAGAGCCACAUCAUGGAUAUCAGCAGCAGUAAAGUGACAGUGCUGGGUUACGGGCUGCUCACCACAGACGCACGCCCCCUGGUGGAGGCUCUUAGCAGGCAGCGGUUCGCUGUAGUCGUGGUGGACGAGUCUCAUUACCUCAAAUCGAGGAACGCAGCGAGGACCAAGAUCCUGGUCCCUCUCAUUCAGAGUGCAAAGCGGGCCAUCCUGCUCACCGGUACCCCCGCUCUGGGUCGACCCGAAGAGCUUUUUAUGCAGAUUGAUGCCCUCUAUCCCAAGAGGUUUGGAACGUGGACAGACUACGCCAAGAAAUACUGCAACGCCCAUUACAGGUAUUUUGGGCCUCGCAGGCAGUGGGACUGUCAUGGCGCGUCCAACCUAGAGGAGCUGCACCGGCGGCUGAGCCAGAUCAUGAUCCGUCGACUCAAAGCCGAAGUUCUGAGUCAGCUGCCUCCGAAAAUCCGUCAACGCAUCCCCUUUGACCUGCCCAAGGAGGCUGCCAAGGAGGCCUCGGCCUGCUUCGCCGAGUGGGAGAGGCUGAUGAAGGGACUGGGGUCAGGGGUCGCCGCUACGGAAAACCCCUUCACAGAGGUCAUGAGUCUGGUUACACAGAUGUACAAACAAACAGCUAUUGCCAAGGCGGGAGCUGUGAAGGACUACAUUAAGAUGGUGCUGGAGGCAGAGCAGCUGAAGUUCCUGGUGUUCGCCCACCACCUCACCAUGCUGCAGGCCUGCACCGAAGCCGCCAUUGAGGCCAAGGCUGGGUACAUCCGAAUCGACGGCAGCGUGCCUUCAUCGGAGCGAAUCAAGUUAGUUCACAAAUUCCAGAGCGACCCAGAAACCCGAGUCGCCAUCCUCAGUAUCCAAGCAGCCGGUCAGGGUUUGACCUUCACCGCUGCCAGCCAUGUGGUGUUUGCCGAGCUCUACUGGAACCCCGGACACAUGAAGCAGGCGGAAGACCGCGCUCACCGCAUCGGGCAGACGUCCUCUGUCAACGUGCACUACCUCAUCGCCAAGGGCACCUUUGACACAGUCAUGUGGUCCAUGCUCAACAGGAAGGAAAUGGUUACUGGUAGCACAUUGAACGGCAGGAAGGAAUACCUGAAGGCUGAUGAAGGUGACAAGGACAAGUGGGAGUUCCUCAGCCUUGCCAGCGCUUGGACGCCGAGUGAGAUGGCGCUACCGCUGGAGGGAAACACAAGAAAUGUGAACGAUGACAUUUUCUUCUCCUAUUUUGAGAAAGAGAAGCAGCACGAUAUUCGCUCGUUCUUCUCGCCAAGUGCCAGCAAGGAGAAGAAGAGGAAGAAACCAGAUGACAAGGAACCGUCUCCGUCUCCGUCCUCAGAGCUGGUGGAACAAGUUCACGCCGACCGUUCUCCCUCCUGUGUGAAUCUCGACCAGGACUUUUCACAGCAACUGAAGAGGCUUCGAACGCCCAAGUCCAGGUCGAAUCCCGGGUCUCGGUUUGCCGGGAAGCGGAGGUUGACGCCGGGAUGGAACAGCCCAGGAAGUCCCACCUCGUUUGUCCGCCGGAAGCUUCCAGAGACGUGGAGCUGUGGGGCCUGCACCUACUCCAACAGCGGCCUGCUGCCUUUCUGCGAGAUGUGCGAGUUCCCGCGCUCGUCUGGGCUCAAACCAGAGUCACCAGGGCCUUCUCAAGCCUCCGCUGGCCAAGAGUACGUCGUCCUUUCCAGCUCCGGAAGCGAACCAGAGCCUCUGAAAGUCAAACAGACGCUGGAAGAAGCAGAAGAAGAGGAUAAGCGUUGGCCCAAAGGCAAACAAUCAGCGAGGGAGGGAGGCCACAACAUGGCUGGCAGCGGCGGCCACCUCUCCUCUGACCACACACAGGACUGCGGAGCGGUGUCGUGCUCAUCUUCUGCUGCCGAUGCUAAUGGUGGCGAUGAUUGCAAUGAUGAAGGUGACGCCGCCGACCAGCUCGUCUACCCGGGUCUGAAGUUCUGCACCAGCCGGUAUACCGACCGGAUUUAUCUCUACUCCAAGGACGGAGUGCCAUUGAACUUGAGCUUCAUCCCUCUGGACAUCAAGCUAACCAACUGGGACGACCUGCCCGAGGCCUUCAGCCAGCGCCGGGAAAAUCGAAUACAGGUGCUGAGAUUUGUUCAGGAGUGGAGCGGCCUGGCAGCCAUGAAGCAGAAGUUGCUGCGGCGCAGUGGCUUUCUCUUCCACAGCCCGACCAUGGGCCUGCAGCAGCUGGCCGCCAACCAGCAUCCCCACUCCAGCACCAACAGGUAUCUGAGCAGAGAGGAGGUGGCCGAGGCUUCCCUCAGCAAAGCCCGGGAAGAAGGAGGUGGCGUCCGUGUGGUCACCAAGGAAAACUUCUUCACAAAGAGGAGAUCUGGCAAUUCACACUCCCCGCCUGCUUCUGAGAGACUGGACCAGCAGUCUUGCAAAGCAGAAGAUGAGCAACCAUCUGCAGAGCCCAGCUACUUGCAGGCUGUGAACAGUCAGGGUGUCCCUCUGUGCCUCUCCUGCCAGCAUGCCUGUCCUACCACAGGUGGACCUUGGAAUACUCGAUUCUGCAGCCACAGAUGCCAGGAGGAAUUCCAGUUGCGGUCCAGCCAGACGUUCAUGCGUUCCUGCGUCCUGGAGGCAGAGCAAGGCAUUUGUCAACACUGUGGCCUCAAAGCUCAUGAGCUGUUCCUGAACGUCCGCGAUGCACCUGCCUCCAAGCGGAAGGAGAUACUGGAGAGCACAUGGCUGGCCCAGCUGCCACUUAAACAGCUCAACGAGAUGAUCCGCGCGCCAGUGGAGGGAGACUUUUGGCAGGUGGACCACAUCCGGCCGGUCUACAGAGGAGGAGGACAGUGCUCCAUGGACAACCUGCAGACGCUCUGCACCGCCUGCCACAAAGCCCGGACGGCUCAGCAAGCCAGAGAACGCAGCCAGAAGAAGAAGAGCGCCGCUGCCUCCAAGGUUGCGUCAGACAUCAGCAGGUUCUUCAUCAGGAAAUAAAACGCCUUCACAGUUGAUUAAAGACAGCUGGUGCUGUGCGGUUCCCACCGCAGACAUGAAUCUCUGGUGUUGAGGCCACAAGAGGAUGCACUCUGAGCGGAAACUGGGGUAGUAAAGGGAAUAAUUACAGAGCUAAACUGCGAAAUAAAUGUCUUGUUUUCACCGGGAACAGGCGGCCGAAGGGAAUACAGACGCUUGUGAAAAACAGAUACCUGAGCAAAAAUAAAGCCAACCACACCAAGAAGACAGUAGCUAAUUUAUGCUGCUGCCAAUCACUGAAUAUAAUUGCAAUAGCAUGGUAUAAUAGCAGCUCAGGACUAGUCAUUUUCCCCCUCCGGCUCUAUCUCAGGUGCUUGGAGAGGUUUCCAUCAGCUCCUGAUUUUUCAAGAGAGACCUCUCAGACAGAAAUGACAAUGGACUUUCAAUGGCUUAUAAUUAUGCCACUUUCCUGCACAAUUUCCUGCCCGUCAUUUGCAUUAAGACUCAUGCGGGUGAAAGUGAGCCACACGCUGCUCUGCUAAAGGCCCUCGGAUCGGCCCCAUGCCUCAAAUUACCAGGUGCUCUAACGCUUCUUGGAACGUGUCUGCUCCCCCUGCCGCCGCUGUCCUAAAGUUAUCCGACUCUGUUAAUUGGAUGGAUGACGUCCAGAGCGUGUGACCGCGUGAGGAUCGCAGAGAGAGAGGCAGGCGCCUCGGAUUUGUGCCACGGAAACCAGCGUUCGCCGUUUCCUCUCUCCAAGGUUAUUCAACAUUGCAUCUUGUGUUCUCAAAAAACUAAAAUCCUUUAAAAAAAUAAAUAAAAAAUGAUACUGAAUGUGUUGGUGAUCCGUGUUGGAUCGGGGGCCAAAUGUAACACUGCCAUCUAGCGGAUGUGUUGGGAAAAAUACUGCUUAACAGUUGGGGAAGAAAAUGAGUUCAUGCUUAGAAAUAAAAAUCUGAAUUGUCUAGCAGGUGUUUGUACCUGACAUUUGGGAGCAGUUUGGUUUAUUUAAGGGUGAAUACAUAUAAAAACACACCAGGUGAUUCUAAAAAUAUUGAAAACUUUACAAAAAUGUGUUUAUUUGCCAUAAGAAAUCCUUCCUUUCUUUUGUUUAGUAACUAAUUAAGUUAAAUCUGCUGCCUCAGCUGCUCUAGUAAUCAUGUGACGACGGCUCAGAUUAUAUUAUGUGAGGGAUGUAAGUUUUUUUUUUUGUAUCUAUAUGAAGCAUUUUCCACAUUCUUCCACAUGCAGUCAGCAGAUUGGGCGAUGCUUUCCUUUCAGAUGGCUCUUAAUUCUGGGAUUUGUUGCUCUCUGAAGCGGCUCUCGUUUCCCCCCCUUCGUUCUCUGCGGAUCUUCGCGCAGUAGGCGUCUCUCGUAGCGUUUUGAGAGGUAGCUGAAAAUAAAUCACCGCCCUCCCACCAGUACGCAAGCAUGUCCAGAUGGUGGAGUUUUCACUGACGUCCCCCCGCUGAAUUUCCCCCCAUUGUCUUCCUCUCUAAAAUUAGAAGGCAAUACUUGGUUGAAAAGCGCUGCGUCUGCUCAGAUGGCGGUGGUUAAUUAUCAGGAACUGGAUUUAUGUGCCGCCCACAAGUGAGCCGUAAAGGCUGAAUCGUUAGAGUUUAGCAGAGAACCCUGAAGAGUUUAAAUGUUGGGGUUAACUUUCAGAGUCCUUUGCUUAAUGUAAAUAAAAUUCAUGAAGCAGGAA
This is a messenger RNA of Poecilia reticulata (guppy), 5267 nucleotides long. It is a transcript of the gene zranb3, whose product is annotated as zinc finger, RAN-binding domain containing 3. NCBI's taxonomy places the organism in Eukaryota, Metazoa, Chordata, Actinopteri, Cyprinodontiformes, Poeciliidae. Gene Ontology annotation, biological process: DNA repair; replication fork processing. Gene Ontology annotation, cellular component: nuclear replication fork. The record is from RefSeq and is a predicted model, not a curated record. Gene Ontology annotation, molecular function: ATP binding; nucleic acid binding; zinc ion binding.